This is a messenger RNA of Gamsiella multidivaricata, 528 nucleotides long. RefSeq lists its product as uncharacterized. The transcript is spliced from 2 exons. Bases 1 to 528 code for a protein of 175 amino acids. NCBI's taxonomy places the organism in Eukaryota, Fungi, Mortierellomycota, Mortierellomycetes, Mortierellales, Mortierellaceae. Gene Ontology annotation, molecular function: iron ion binding; monooxygenase activity; heme binding. The record is from RefSeq and is a predicted model, not a curated record.
AUGGCUGAUCGCGAUACCACAGCGCAAGAACUCAUAUGGCAGUUCUACUGCCCCAUGGCCAACCUACGCGCCAUGAAUAAUGUUUUGCAGGAGAUCGACUCUAUUCUUGGGGAGUCAGAGGACACAACCAAGUAUGAGGUCCUCAUGCAUGAGCUGCCCUACUUGAAAGCGGUUCUACACGAGGCCCUGCGCUUACAUCAUCUAGUGCCCAAGAAUGUGAAGCAGGUCCUCGUUGACGAUGCCUUCCCGAUGGCACUCGUUUCUACAAGGGCGGAUUCAUUGGCUACUCGAACUGAGAGCAGAUCCCCAUUCGGAAAGCACAAGGGUAAGAGUCAGUCCAAGUUCAUCUCGUUCAAUGCAGGUCCGCGUCUAUGGUCUGGGACAAGCAUUUGCGCUCUUAGAGGCCAUGGCGACGAGAUGAAUUUUACUGCAGAGGUACAGUUUCAAUUUGAUGCCGAACCAUCCGGUCCCGGCUGUGAAGGGAUCGGUCACUUUGCCGAUGAAGUCGCCGAUGGCCUUAAUGGCUAG